Messenger RNA from Haliotis rufescens (red abalone), 1676 nucleotides. RefSeq names its product NXPE family member 4-like. The record is from RefSeq and is a predicted model, not a curated record. The transcript is spliced from 4 exons. NCBI's taxonomy places the organism in Eukaryota, Metazoa, Mollusca, Gastropoda, Lepetellida, Haliotidae. The coding region runs from base 26 to 1636 and encodes 536 amino acids.
UAAUGCAUUUAAUACAACAUGGCCAAUGCGUGGAAACAUGCCGCGAUCCUUGGAUAUGAUGGUUGUGGUCCUCUGUGUAAUUGGACUGGUUACGAUAUACAUGAGUAUAUCUUCUACUCUUUUUGACGAAAGAAUUCAGAGCCUUUCCAUCAACCAAGCGGUCAAAUACAGAGGACAUGCAGCUACCUCUUCAUUCAAACAUAUCCGGGAUUUUAAAUCCAUCGCCAUCCAUAGGUAUUCUGAUUUUGAAAUAACAACAAUAAAGUCUGUGUAUAAAGUUGGUGAUGAAGUAAAGAUUAAAGUCGUUAUCAGGGAUGGGUACAACAGAAGGAAACGUAAUGGAGGUGACUACGUCAGAAUGUGGAUCAAGGAUGUGGCAAAGGGAUCAUGUGCAAACGGAAUUGUCACGGACAACCAAAAUGGGACCUACACUGGAAUCAUAAAACUGCUUUUCGAGGGAAAAGUGAAGAUAACUGUUAGUUUGGCUUCUCCAAAAGAAACUCUCGAUGCUUUGUAUUCAAAUUUCAAUGGCAAACGAAUAAGAGAAAUAAAAGCCUUCUACAGCAAAAAUGGAAUUUGGGAAGAUACAAUUUGUGGACCAGAAAAACACGUUCGAGAAUAUGGUGCUGUUUGUAACUACACCUCAAAUAACUACGGCUUCCCCUGGUUCUGUGGUCAUCCAUCGUCAGAGGGGUUAUCAUGCAGUGACUGGAAUCUGACAAGCACAGUUAUGCCUGAGUUGAAUUACAAAGAUAUAUAUAAGAAGAUGUUCAGGUACAAUAGACUUCACAGGCAUCUACGAAGCAAGUCCAACUUAGAAAUCAUCGUCUCUGGAGGGGACUCACUGGUUACAAGGGAAGAUAAUCUUGCACCGUGUCACGACCUUCCCCUUCGCCUGACAUGGUCAUCUGAAUACCCUUCUGGUCAUUUUCUGAACUGGACAUGGCACGUUACACACUGCAGAAGCACCUUCCAAGACACCCCAAAGCGCUGGAAUGAAUGUCUCAAAUUCAGAACAAUGUGGCUAUUUGGAGAUUCCACCACCAGACAAUUCCUCUUCUACAUGAUAAAAUAUCUCGAUCUUCAGCUGGUGACAGAAAUGUGGAAAAAACAGUCGUGGCAUCAGCCCUCAUUAGCUAGACGUGAAUCACAUAAUUACUCCAUAUUUUGGGGACCUCACUGCUUUCCCUUCCACAAUGGCAAAGCCUGGGAGAAUCUGGGUGCAUUAAAAGCCACUCAUUCCUAUAUCGACGAAAUACCCAGCAGAUCACGAGAUAUCGUUGUUAUUCAUUUCUAUAUUCAUUUCAUGGCAUACCAUCCUGAUCUGUAUCGACUGCAUGUCCGAAGAACAAGCCAAUCUGUAGCUGAACUUAAGAAACGUGCCCCGGACACGCUUGUGUUCGUUAAAGGUUCUCAUGCUUUCUACGACCAAGGGGCUAUCAUAGGUAGGACGGAUGAUAUCUGGGGUGGCAUUUAUGACAAGAUAAUUGAGGAGGAGUUUACUAAGUUGAAGGAUAGCGUCAUAUUUCUGAAUAUGUGGGACAUGACAGUUGCAUCUGAGAAUGAGAUGCAGCAUCCAAAUAAAACCAUCAUUCGAGCCAUGGUGAAUUAUAUGAUGGGAUUUGUAAAAUGUUGAAAUAAAUUGGGAUAAUACUGAAUCAAUUUGGAAAUAUUUU